UAGCUGAAAAGUUAGAUCAAGAGAGGCGUAAUACAGUACUGGCUACAGAUAUAUUUAAGACUCAUCGUCUAUGCCUCUCUCGGUCUCUCUCUGAUCCUGUCAGUGUAGCUAUUAUGCUUCAAAGAGAGGGUGUCAUAACAGGACAAGUAUUGGCUAGUGUGGAGUCAGCCAGUCCCUCUGUUUCUAAUCAACGUGAAGUCCUGUUAGCUGCCAUUAUAGUAGCCAUUAACAGGAAGUAUAGCUUACUACAAACAUUCGCUAGUGUGUUGUGCAAGUUCACUGGCAAUGUGAAACUAGGAACAGUUAUACAAAGAGACUAUGACAAAUUUUUCAAUGACGAUACGAAGCUUAUUAAGGUUGUUAUUCCUGAGGAUGAUAUGAUCACUGAUACAUUAAGUACUGGAACAAUUACACCAUCACCUACUGCACCUCAUGCACCAACUGUUGAGAUUGCCAUUCCUCAAUGCAUGAGUAAUGAAUUCACUUCAAUACAAAUGUCUUAUGGUCGAAUGUUGUACAAUGUUCGCAAAAUAAUCAAGAACAAGCCACCGCCAUUGGAGGACAUCAAAGAGUAUCUUUGUUGCUGUAGGAGUAGUUAUGAACCAAAGCUAUCUCUGUGUUCCAAUAUCACUGAAAUUUUACAAGUAGUAGAGAAAGAGUCUUCAUUGAUUAAUAUUGAGCUACUUCAAUCAUUGGUCGAAGAAUUCAAAAUAAAAAAAGCUAACAAAUACAUCAAAGAAUAUAAAGGCAUAUUAAAAGAGUUUUGUCAUAUGGUAAAGAUUACGCUUUGCUUGAAUGAGAAGUUUGAAGCAUUAGGAGGUAGUCCUUCUCUUCAAUGUGAAACAGUUACAUAUGUCUUUGACUGGGAACCAGAUGAGCACAUGCUACAAGAUAUCAAGCAAAUCAUUUCCAAGACAUCUGGUAAACUAGUGAAAAUAAAAUAUAUCAAGAAAGGAAACUCCAUCAUUGUCACUUGCUCCUUCCCUCACUCUCUUAUUGGAGCUCUCAUUAUAAAAUUGAGUGAAAAUCUUGAAUUAUUAAUAAAGAAUGGUCUAAUGAAGCUCACUGUAGGUUACAGUACAAUAUGGGACAAACAAAAAAUACACGAACCACUGGAACAGCAGGUACAAGGGAUAACAGAGCAACCUCAAGUUAAAAAGAAAGAGAGAGUAGCAAGACUUGAACAGAAAAAAACAGAAGAAGGAAGACCUCGAUCAAUAGUCAUUAAUCAAGGCAUGGAUCAAGAUGGACUGACUCUUGAUACAUUUCUGACAAUAAUCAAUGCACGAUUAGUAAUCAAAAGAAGAACAAACAAACAAUUGAAAUUAUCAGUAAGAGAAUUGAGAGUAAUGGAAGUUCUGCAGAAUCUGUCACCUACACAAAAUUUGAGUUCAGCAUCAUGCAGAAUCAUAAGAGGAAUGAGAAUGGAAAUAGAGCAACUGCAAUUAUUAUUAACAAAUAAAACUGGUUUACUGGAUCAGAAUGAGCCCUUCACAGAUAUUAAGAGGGAAAUAGCUGAACUACAGGAACAGAUAUCAUUAAUGAGUGUACAUAUACUAAAUAAAGGAGAGGAAAAUGAAAGUCAUAAACAUGUUAUUGCAGAAUGUAUAAAACUGACUGCAACCCUUACAUACACUGAAAGUGAUGAAGAGACAGAUGAAGAUGAUUAUAAACUGACCAAUGACGCAAUUUUUAUUGCUUGUUGUGGAUAUUAUGCCAUAGGGGGUGAUGAAAUAUCAUUCAGUAAAGGAGAGCAGCUAGAGAUAUGUAACAAGUUGAGUACAUAUUAUUGGGAAGGAAGGUCCUUGGUAUCUGGUGAUGAGGGAGUGAUUCCUAGUAGUUGUGUUCACUCAAUAUUUGAGUCACUUCAUUUGUUAGAGUUUAUACUGUCAGUGGAAGAAGUGUCCCUUCCUAUUCUGCAGAAGAUAAAGAAUGAUGCGUCUAGUAAUGAUGAGAAAGUUUCUCUUUUCUUGGAAAUUAUCAAUGAUGAUCCUAUUAUGAUUCCUGCCUUGAGACAAGACUGGGAACAGCAUGAGGAAGGAGCCACAGUUGGGAGAGUAGAAUGGCUCAGUGAUGCUGUAUACCUUGUUUCUCCAUCUCAAGUUCAGUGUCAUGAAGUGAUUAGCAAUAUUAAUGAUAGUAAUUCAGAGUUUGAUCUCAACUACUCAUCUACUAAUAGUGCUUUAUCUCUACUGUCAUCUACUAAACUUUAUUCACUAAACCUAAGGAGACUUGGGAUAUGGUACACUCCAUUGCCUAACGAUUGUAUCCAAUACUUGUGUAUGCUACUAAACAAUAAUGAAACAAUUCAAGAACUAGUCAUCAGAUCCCACUCCAUUAGUGAUAGAGGAGUUACUAAUAUCUGUGAAGCACUUAAAGACAACUCUACACUUACCUCAUUAGAUCUUCAUGAUAAUCCUCUCAUUACUUCUACAAGUGGACAAGCUCUUGCUCACCUCCUCCUCAACAACUCAUCUCUAGCUGAGCUGGAUCUACGGAACACUUCAUUGUCUACUGACUCAUUAUUACUACACAUUCUCCAUUCACUACUAAAUAAUCAAACAAGAAUUAAGCUAGACAAGCGGCACAGAGACACUUGUAUAAAUACUUAUCCUAAUUAUCACCUCAUAAGAGCUAGAAUAGACUGGGCCUAAUCACAACUUAUUAUUAUUAUAAUAAUCUCUUGAUACAAAGAAUAUUACAUCAGCCUCGGUAACCUGAAUUCACUCUUUUCUCUCCUGCAGUAGUUAUUGCAAGUUUUUUUCUCUAUUUAUUUAUAUUUCUGACUCAAUGUUACUUUUACCUUAAAUGAUUACUUUUUUUCAAAUUGCCUACCUCAUGUCAGCC
Molecule: messenger RNA, 2847 nt
Organism: Amphimedon queenslandica
Lineage: Eukaryota; Metazoa; Porifera; Demospongiae; Haplosclerida; Niphatidae
Exons: 12
Coding region: 114-2654 (846 amino acids)
Molecular function (GO): protein binding
Source: RefSeq, a predicted model, not a curated record